AUGAGCUUCACGGACUCCGAUCGAGACCCUUGGGCCCUUAACGAGACAGAGAAAAAGCGGUCAUGGAGGGUGAUAGAAUAUGGACUGAGACGAGAACCUUGGGGGCAUUUGAUGAGGGAUAUUGAAAAUCGUCUUCGCUUCUCUGGUCAUACACUGAGGAGACCAGGAGAUCGUCUUGUUCAACGAGUUCUGAAGAGUUUGUCGGGUUCAAGCUGGAAGAGGCCACCUGGCCGAAAACGGAAGUUCUGGACUGAGGUGGUGAAAGAGGACUUGAGGACACUCGGCGUGGAUAGGCAGUUCAGGCGAGACGUAAAGUUUCGCAGAAUAUGGAAUAGCGACGAAUAG
Necator americanus (New World hookworm) is the source of this 345-nucleotide messenger RNA. RefSeq lists its product as uncharacterized. The transcript is spliced from 2 exons. The record is from RefSeq and is a predicted model, not a curated record. The coding region runs from base 1 to 345 and encodes 114 amino acids. Lineage: Eukaryota; Metazoa; Nematoda; Chromadorea; Rhabditida; Ancylostomatidae.